This is a messenger RNA of Pelobates cultripes (western spadefoot toad), 13856 nucleotides long. NCBI's taxonomy places the organism in Eukaryota, Metazoa, Chordata, Amphibia, Anura, Pelobatidae. The record is from the annotation of a GenBank genome assembly.
AGUCUUUGCUGAUGUCCAGGAAUAUUCUGACUAAGAGGCUGGAAUACCUGAUGAUCUGAGUUUUUACCUGGACAAAUUCGGUGAGUUGGGGGAAAUGGUGGGGGGUCUUGUGCCUAUCACCAUGGUAACAUGAGGUUAUUGCUUCACAUGCACUACCUCUGCUUGUAAAUUGCCAGAAAGACCAUAAAAAGUUACAUAAGACAUGCAUAGGCUGGAGUAAUGUAAUCUAGAGCUUGGUGUGUUGGAAGCACUGUCCCUGCCCCCAGGCUGGCUGAAUGUGAUGGGAAUUUGCAGUCCAUAGCACUCUGAAACCUGGUACUCUUUAACUUUGACACACACUCAAAGACACAUACUCUAUCUAAACCUAUGCUUCCUAACCCUAAACUCUGUAACAGCUUCUAAACAUAUAGUGCUGGGUAUAUUGCUAUACCCCAGCAUCAUUUUAACACUGCAUGUAGUUUUAUGGCCAGUUAGUCAAGUAUUUGGUAACCUGUAUGGGUUGUCUCACAGGUUUCUGUUCUGGAUUAAUGAGGUUGUGGCGUUCUCAAGACCCUCUGGAUUGACCCUUCUAUGUAUUCACCUAGUGACAGAGGAGUUAAGAUUAAAUAUUAGAGGUUCUAAGGACCCCUAAUUACCUGGAGGAUGAUUAAUGAGCAGAAAAAGGAGUCAGUCCCGGCUACAUUCUGAUUAUUACAAGUGGGAAUUCUUAUUAAUCAAAAAAGAAACGUGAACUUAUAGUAUAACCAGAAUUAAACAAAUAUAUAUCUGCUGGUUUAGAGCAUGGUUGGUACAAAUUGUGGCCAGUCCAUCUCAGCAGUAAGUGUCCCUAGUGUAAACGUAUCCACCAACCUCAAAUCCUCAUAGAUUGUUUUUUUUUUUUUGUUUUUUUUCAUUCAAUUUGCUUUUAUUGACAUCAUAACAAUUGGCAAUACAAAGUUAUAUGCAUCAAUACAGAAGGUGGCAAAAAUAGUGUACAUGUCAGUUAUUGUUCAUUUGGUAUAAAGGUAUCUUUAGUAUUUAUGUGAAGAGAGCAAUUUUACAAAGCAACAGCGAGCAUCUGAUUCCAUUCCUACAUUGCAACAUCUUUCAGCAUUGACAGUUUUCAAGAAGGAACUAGUCUUAGAAAAAUAGAAAGAGAAUAUUUUCGCCAUUCUCACAAGUUUUAGACAUGAAAGCUAUAGAGAACACUCAGAUUCAGUCAUUUUAUUAAUUGGUAUGUUUGUGUUGGGAAGCAGAUAAACUGCGAUAAGGCAGAAACUUUAGUGCUCCUGCUGUGACCUUGUCUAGCCCUGCUUCCUGAGAGCGUCUCUACUGAUCCGUUGGGGUGGGGGGUAGGGAGUGGUUGUCGAGUAGUGGGGCGUUUGGGGGUCGAGGGUCCGUCAGGUAGUUUUUGUCCUGUGUGCGCGUUUGUUGUGGGUGUCCCCUUUGCGCUAGUCGCUGUUCUUUGAUGUGUGUGGGCGGUGGCUGUGUGUGUGUCAUGCGUCGGGGUGUAGUCUUGUUGGGGUGUCCCUUCUGUGUUGGUGUCUUUCUGUGUCUGUUUGGGGAUCCUAUUAGUGUCGGGGGUGUAUUGGUCGAGCGGGUGCUGUCCCGGGUUGUGAGGGUUGGGUGGGUUCUGGUAUCGUGGUGUAGUGCACUUGAGUGUUGGGCGUUUGGACAGUCUUGUUGGGUUGGUUCAUCCCCUGUCCGAUAUGUGUUGGUCAUGGUGGGUCUUUGUGGGUGCUGUGGUGUAUGGUCUGUCCUGUAAGGGAGGUGGCGUUUCUGCGAGUGUAGGUGGCAUUCUCAAGGCAGCCUGUCGGCAGUUGGUCAUGUAUUUUAACGUGUGUUGUGGGGGGCGGGUGGGAUGGGAGUGUAGGUUAAUGGGGUGAGGGCAUUGCGGGUGAGGGUAAGGUGCGGGAGGGUAGGGGGUGGGGUGUCAGGUCCCGGGUCCCCACCUCAACCCCCCCGCCUCCGGGGCAAGGGGCAUCUCAGGCUCUGAGUGGUCGUCUUGGUUUGGUUGGGUCGGUGGUUCAGCUUCCGUAUUGUCGUCCGUCUGUUCCGUCUGGACCGUCCCAUCUGCCUCUGCUGUCAGGUAUUGUGUGGUCCCCAUAAUUGGUGCGGUGGAGGCGAGCCAUUGGAGCCAGUGGUACCAUGCAUCAUGGUAACGUUGUAUGCGUCCCGUUGCGGAGUGGAUGAGUUCCUCGAUGCGUCUGAUGUCUUCCACUCUCGUUAUCCAUUCUCUGAUGGUCGGGGCCAUGUGUUGUUUCCAGUGUCUCGGGAUGAGGCUGCGGGCUGCGUUUAUUAGGUGUGGGAGUGCUGUUUUUUUAAAUUUGUUGAUUGGGGUCUGUGUAAGUUGGAGCAGGUAUGUGUCUGGUGAGAGGGGUAGGUUUGCUUCUGUUAUGGUUGUGAGUAUCUUGUGGAUCUCUGCCCAAAAGGGCUGGAUAAGGGGGCAGGACCACCAUAUGUGGAAGAGGGAUCCCAGUUCUCUCCCGCAUCUCCAGCAUUCCGGGUCAUUUGUGGUUUUCAUCAUGCUAAGUUUUUCCGGUGUCCUGUACCAGUGGGAGAGCAUUUUAUAUCCUGUUUCUUGGAAUUUGGUGGAGACGGAGGCUUUAUGUGUGAGCUCAUAGAUUGUAAACUUGUUUGUGCCGUACUUUUUUCUCCCCUAAAUAUCCCAUUUCCAUUAUUAUACAGUGCUGCAGAAUAUAUUAGUGUUAUAAGAAUGCCGAUAAUAACUGUGUAUUAUGGGAAUGUAAUGCCAUCCAAGGGGCUCUGGUGACAUCUUAAAAAAAAAGAAACAUAAACGGGUCAAAUGUUUAAUAAAUAUCUACAGAUAAAUAUCUACUUUCCCUUAAAGGACCACUAUAGUGCCCUGAGGGUACCCCCACCCUCAGGGUCCCACUCCCGCCGGGCUAAAGGGGGAGGAAGGGGGUUAAACACUCACCUUUCUCCAGCGCCGGGCUCCCUCAGCGCUGGGAACUCUCCUCCUUCUUUGGUCAUCAUCGUCUGAAUGCGCAUGCCGGUUUUAAGAUAAAAGAAGGUGAUGUCACCCACCAUGCAGUUUGGAGUUGGAAUACACAAUUUAAAUAUAGUAUUCUGCUUUUUUAUUUCAAAGGUGAGAUAAUGUUUUACAUUUUAAACUGGCAUAUUGCACAGUGCGAUUCCAGUUAGCGUUAAUCCUGUGAAUAAUGUCAUCUUAAACCCUCCUGGCAUCAAUCCUGACACCAAGUGCUUCCUUGUGUCUCACAUAUUUAUGCGUUCAGUGGUAAUAAUGCAAGGCUCUCCACUAAAGUAAGGAUUCAUGGUGAAUUUCAAAUUUAAGGUCUAAAUAACCAAACGGGAAAUCAUCAGUCAGACAGCUUCCAAUAUAGCUAAUCUGGGGUUCAAUUUGAAAUUCACUUGGAAUUCUCAUUUUAUUAAAUAACCCUGAGGGUCUUAAUGGUUGCAUUGCAAUGCAUAUGUCCUGCACAUGGGAAGUAGAGAUUUGAUGAUACAGGAGUGACACGGGUCACUUACAGCUUUUUACUAAAUUGAGUAUUGCUGGGAAUUUAACCCCUUAAGGACCAAACUUCGGGAAUAAAAGGGAAUCAUGACAUGUCACACAUGUCAUGUGUCCUUAGUGAUUUCAAAUUUGACAAAAUUGCGAAUUCAAUAAUGGUCAACUCGUUCCCCAAGUCCGCUAUGAUUCCAGAUCUAUUUUGGCAUAAGAGAACCUGUCAAUAUAAUUAUCCCUACACCAAGUUUUGAACUGAAGUGGAUUUAUUUUUAAUAAAGUAUAUGUAAAAAAUUAGAAAAACUCAUCCCCGCCUUUAGUAUAUGACAUGACUCUUCAGCCAUACACAUGCAGUUUGCGUCAGACAGUGUUUGGAAACCGACAGUUACAAAGUAUUCACUUAAAAUGAGAAUUUAAGCUGAAUUUCAAAUUCAAGGUAAAAACAGCUGUAGUGGAACAGUUAUCUAAAUCAUCAAUGCUUCCAGUUCAGCUAAUCUGACCCCAAAUGUAAAAUUCAGUUUGAAUUCUAACUUUAGUAAUAGCCGUGCAUGUCUCUGUCUCUGUCUCUGUGUCUGUCUUCCCUGCUUCCCUGCACAGAGACUAACAGUCGGUUUUCAAACACUGUCUGACACAAGGUGUUUGUAUGUGGCAGAAGGAUCCUGUCAUCUACUAAUGGUAGGGAUAUGUUUAUCUUAAUAUUUUAAAACAUUAAAAAAAAUAUAUAUAUAUAUAUAUAUAUCACCUUUUAAAACUUGAAAGGAUUAUUAUAUAAUUUAAAAAUAAAAAAUUAUUUGAGGCGACAGAUGUCCUUUAACCCUAUUUUUAACAGAUAUAUAUUUGUGAGGAGUGGAAAAUAAAACUAUAUGUACAAAUAUCUCUAGAUCUUACAACUGGGCGCCUCCAUCUUAGCUCCCUUUCAAUCAUUGUUAAAUAAUCUCUGUCCUUUGAUUGCGCUGGUUUAUAUUUCUGCUCAUCGUUGCAAUUUUUGCCCCGGUUUUCCUUUUCUGAACUGGAUUAUCACAAGGCAGAUAUAAAUGUAGAAUAAAUAUGAGUAUAUAAUGAGAAAACAAAGGUUAAGAAGUUACAGGUGAGUGAGUUUCAAUGUUUUAUUCAAUUAUUUAGAUUUCAGAGAAGUGUCAGUUCCUCUUUCAAUUUGAAAUUCACUUUUUUUGCACUUUAGUAAAAAUAACCCUCUUAGAGGUGCUGGCUUUUUCGAAUUCCUGUUUAUGUUGGUGUUUGGACUAAUUUUUACUUGGCUUAUUUAGCCUCUUCUGCUUUGUGGAUUCCCUAAAUUUUGAAUCGACUCAUUUUUUAUAUAUUAUUUCUGGUACCUUGACUUGUGUUUUGAUUUUGCAGCUCUUAAAGCUCUCUAAUGUUUUUCAUCUCUGGGAUUUUCUGUUAAACUCAGAUAUGCUAAGGACUGAUCAUUCUUCUUGAUUGAUUCAAGUAAUUAAUUAUGUUCCUCUCCCAUUAUUUCAUAUGUUAGGAGAGCGCCUCAUCACGUCUCUCGGCAUAUCAGUAUGAUAACUUAUUUUAUUAUAAUCGUGUACUGCUAAAAUGUAUAUAUAUAUUUGAUGCAAACACUAUUUCAGUAACUUUGCUUUUAAAUAUAGACCAAUGCCUUUAGUAUACAGAUUGCCAGCCAUAUAUCUGCCAUAUUUCACAUUGUAUUCCUCUGUCAUUUAAGGGGCCACUCCAAGCAUUAUAAACAGUACAGCCUACUAUAGUGGUUAUGCAGACAGGAGUACAGUAGCCCCGUUUCCCCCCUUUUUUUGUUACAUGGUUACCUGCUGGGCACCCCGGGUCCUAUAUGGCCGUUGAUGUGCUUCCAUCUUCUGCAGAGCUGCAGCAGCCACAUGCAGAUCCCAACGGCCAUUUAAUUUUCAGUUCUGGGUCGGCUAUUGAUUUCCAAUGACGCUGCCAGAUUUGCAUUUACACCUCCAACAGCAAAGCGAUCAAACUCCACAUAGCGAAAUGAUGCACGUAAGACUCCAGGAACCAUGGCCACUUCAGACCAGUGAAGUGGUCAUGAUGUUUGGAGGAACCAAUGUUUUUUGUUUUUGUUUUGCAUAACACUUGCACUUCAGUAACAAAGAUGCAAUUAUUUGUACAUUUUGUAGAUUCUGGAGAAGACUGCACACAUAAAGGUAAUGCAUUUCGUCUGGAUUUGAAGACUAACCAAUGACAAUGUUAACAGAAACAGACUGUGUUACAACCACCACCAUUCUUAACAAUAAAGGGUUGAAUGAAAUACCAUCUUAUAUCUUUGAGAACAAACAUUUAAAAUGUCUGCGGCUAGACAACAAUUCAAUAAGGACCUUGCCAAAAGAGGUGGCUAGCCUUUUAAAUCUAGAAAUAUUGUCCAUUGAAGGAAAUGGCUUGACAUACUUGCCGCCUGAAAUUGGUCAUCUUUCACAACUCCAAGCAUUGAACAUAAGCCAUAACCAGAUACAACGACUUCCGGAAGAGAUAGCACAUUUGAAAACUAUCAAGCAACUUUUUGCUAGUCACAAUAAUCUCACCCAAUUACCAACAACAAUUGGGGACCUCACAACCAUGCAGAUAUUGAGUUUAAGUGAGAACUCCUUGAAAACUCUACCAGAAUCAGUGGCCAAACUUAAGAACUUGCAUGUUCUUAAUCUUCAAAGCAAUCAGAUUUCUGUAUUGCCAAAACCAAUGUUUAAACUUUUACAUUUAGUCAAGCUUUGCCUAUCUGGAAAUGGAAUAAAAAGUUUGCCAAAGGAAAUGGUGAAUCUAAAGAAUCUUCGAGAGCUUUCACUGAGUAACAACCAGCUUACAUUUUUGCCAAUGCAGUUGUAUAACCUAAUUAAUCUUGAAGAGCUUGCUGUAGAUAACAACAAACUCACCGAAAUAUCAGAUAUGGUUGAAAAUUUGCAACAGCUUAAAGUCCUUUCAGUUGCCAAUAACCUACUUACAAGUCUCACAGAGAAAGUAUGCAACUGUUUCUUCAUAGAAUAUUUGUUCCUGAGUGGCAAUCAAUUAAGCUCUCUCCCCACAAGACUUCACAAAUUAAAGAAUUUGAGAGAACUGCACAUUGACCGAAACGCGCUGGGAAUUCUACCUGAGCAAUUGGCUCAUCUGAAAAAUUUGUUGGUGAUUUCGUGCACGGAGAAUGAUUUGACAAAUGUUCCUAUUGAAUUGAAAAACUGUACACAAAUAACCAAGCUGGACUUCAGUGGUAACAAACUGUCCGAGAUUCCUCAAGUGUUAUUUUCAAUAGCUGAGCUGUUGUUCUUAAUCCUUAACCAAAACGAAAUUACGGAAGUCCCUAAAAGUAUAGUAUACAUAAAGAAACUAAAACAUUUGGCAUUGAGUAAGAAUAAACUAAAAGAGUUCUCUGUGCAAAUCUGCUCUCUUCGAAACCUUGUCUUCCUGGACCUUAGCAAAAACGAUAUUAGCCAGAUACCUACAGAGGUGUGUAAUAUGGGGUCCCUCUGUGAGCUUCUUCUAGAUUCUAAUAGUUUAACAACUAUCCCACCUGAAUUGUGCACUGUAAAAAAUCUUCAAAAAGUUGAUCUUUCAAAAAAUCUGUUGCACACUCUUCCUGCAGCAAUCUGUCAACUACAGGGACUCAAAGAACUGAAUCUCUCCAACAAUCAUUUUAAAAAGUUUCCUAUUCAAAUAUGUUCUGUUGGAUCGCUGGAAAUACUGAAAAUAAGUCAGGAGAAUGGAAUUAAGGUAAACAAUGGGCAUUUUUUGUUAUUAUUUAUUUUAUAUCAUGUUAUACGAAACAUGCGCAUGAGUUUGCACACUUAGUUAUGUUUCUUUACUAACCAGUGAGUUAUGAUGAUCAUUAUUACAAAUUUAUGGUCAGUACAUAAGUAGAUGCUUCUGCAAAUACAUUAAGCAUACAUCACAAGUUAAACCAAUGGAAUUGGUUGGAAUUGUGCUUUGAGGGUGCUGAUCACAAUCCCAGAACAUUAAUGGCCUAGGAUGAAAUCCAUGCCUUGCCAGUCCUCCCAAGAUGUCCAUUAUGAUACAGUUUUAAGAACUAUAUCAAUCUAUUCAGUAAAUGCAAGGUUAUAGCUACUAUGCCAAGCAGUCGAUGCUUGAUGCAGUUUGGGUGAAUUCAUAUAUAAAAGAGCACAGAAAUUGACCCUCACUUUUUAUUUUCUUAAUUGGAUAGGUUAAUUAGGUUAGGUUUACAGGGUUUACUAUCAGCUGAAGGCUUACUGAUCUUAGCUGAAUGGAUCCCUGCUAAUUGUUGCAGUGACAUAUGUUGGAAAUUAACUUGACAGCAACAGAAUUACCUGUUAAAGCCAAGGCUGAAGUAAGGGUUAGGCGGGAUUUAGGGUUGCGGUAUUGCUAUUAUAAGGGGGGUUGUGAGCAGCAAUGGGGUGGCUUUGACUUAUAGGUGUAAUUCUCUGCAUUGGUAUGAAGGGAGCUCUGAUAUGUAUUCACUGCAUUUGUGAAUAGUUGAAUCAAUCAAGUUACAUGAAGAUGUGGCUGAUUUAAACAGACAACUAAACUGCAGGUGAAAGGAAGCAUAAAUUCAACUGAAAUGAUGGAAUAUGCCUUUUAUAAAUAGCUGAAUGGGUAACAUUCAGGUAAAACCUAAUUAUGGCAACUUUAUUUGCUGUUCUGUUACAAUUCGGCAUUGAGUGAGUAGACUCUUAGUUAUGGUUAGAUCUUGUUAAUAGAAUUUAAACUCAGGGGAACUAUAACAACUUUGGAGUUUAGUUACCAACAGUACUGAUAAAGGUAGGCCAACAAGUAAAAAAAAAAUAUAUAUAUACACACACACAUUUUUACACUAGUACCAGUAGAUGGCAGCACUAUCUCAAUCUGGGAUCAGUUGUUUUUUUGGUUUUGACUAGACAAAAUGAAUUUAUAAUUUUAGGUAUCACUUACACCAUACAAAUUGUAUCAAUAAUGUACAUGUAAUUUAAAAUAGUUUUCAUUUUCAGUUUAUUUAAUUACAAAGAUGUUCAUACCCGUGUUGUACCCAAUUCAAAGAGUGAUUUAGACAUGCUGUCAUGUCGAAAGGACAAAAUAUUAGCUUUGCCAUUGUGCUUCGUAUAUCAAAGAACAGAAUCAGAAAAAUACCACCUACCAGUCCUGUUUUAAUGGUGCCAUUAAGGGCUGCUCAAGAUAGUGUGGACAGUAACUCCCGUUAAUUUCAGAAAGGCAGAGAGCAUCCACAGUGAUUGCAGUUAGAAACCAUAGUUUGGGUUGUGACUAGUGAUGUCCCGAACGGUUCGCCGAACGGUUCGCAGCGGAUGGCGAACAUAUGCGGUAAACUUUGACCCUGUACCUCACAGUCAGCAGACACAUUCCAGCCAAUCAGCAGCAGACCCUCCCUCCCAGACCCUCCCACCUCCUGGACAGCAUCCAUUGUGAAGCUGCAUUCUUAGUCAGCUGUCCAGGAGGUGGGAGGGUCUGGGAGGGAGGGUCUGCUGCUGAUUGGCUGAAAUGUGUCUGCUGACUGUGAGGUACAGGGUCAAAGUUUACCGCAUAUGUUCGCCGUCCGUGGCGAACUGUUCGGGACAUCACUAUUUGUGAGAUGUACCUUUGGGUUAGAUCUGGGCAUCUUCACUCUUCAAGGAGGUUAUCACACAAGAGAAAGGGGAACCCUAUUCAAUCUGUGGAAACCACAGGACCAGCAAAUCCUUAGCAAAUGGUAUAUAGAAAAGGGGGCUUCAGGAACUCACAGGGUUCAAAAAAAGCAGAUUUAUUGGAUCAAUUUUUGAUCCAAUUUGAUUCCAACAUAUAGGACACAUUCAAUGUUAUUUUACAAACAUAUAAUUCUAGAUACUGUAUUUUGUACAGACUAUAAACAGAAACUGUGUAUGAAACAUAGUACUAUGAUAUAUAGUAACCAUACAUUCUGUUUACAGUUAACGUCUCUCCCGCAAGAGUUGUGUAAUCUGGUUAAUUUAAUGGAACUUGAUGUAUCGGACAAUGCUUUGAAGUACAUGCCAAACAGCAUUGGGGAAAUGAAGAACUUGUUUCGAAUAUCAGCAUCUAACAAUCAACUUACUGUUCUUCCCCAAUCCAUUGUCUUCAUGACUGGCCUUCAAGAAAUCAAUCUGAAAGGCAAGUGGAAAUGAUCUUACUGUGAUUUAAAAAGCCCCAAUAUACAUAAAUAUGUCACGUGAAGCAGAAAAAAUGAUCACAUAUUUAUAUGCAACCAUAGGGUGAGCUUAUAAACAAAAACUAGCAAGCUAUGCCAGAUAGCCAAACCAGGGCUGUCUGACGGCCUAACCCUAGUAAGCUGAUCCCUUACUAUCAAACAUAAAAUAUUAUGAAAGAUAUAUCGUGUCAGUAUGUAAAAUAAGCUUGUUUUUUUGCCUCGCUUGCACCUUUGCACAAUAUGCACUUUUAACUAUAAUUAUCCUCUACUAUCAUAUCCUUAGUUUAUAAUGGAGAGAGGGCAGGUAUGUAGGUUUGGUGUCUUUACACUCACAUCCAAGGUGAUUUACUAUUUGUCCUUCCUUAUUAUUGUGUAUCUAUAUCAGGAUUUUGGUUUUGCAACUAAUCUCAUAAAGUGCUUUAUUAACCAUUUACUUUAGGGGAAAUGCGUUUAAAUCACCACCAUCAUAAUAACCUUAUUAUGGAAUUUCUAUGGUGGCAGAGAGACUUAAAUUGAAUGAAAAAGUACAUUUAUUUAGUUGCAGCCUGUCAUCCUAUAGACCAUUUCAACCUCUUCCCAAGUAUAACUUUUUUAGAUACUCAUUGUUUUCUGGAAAUAGACUGUGGUUUUUGGAUUAUUUUUAGAUGUUCAGCUGGUGGAUGUGAUUAACCCCUUAAGGACCAAACUUCUGGAAUAAAAGGGAAUCAUGACAUGUCACACAUGUCAUGUGUCCUUAAGGGGUUAAAGCCUGAGGGUAUUUCACCACGUACCGAUUUAAUAUUUUUCUACACCUUGCUAGUUACUGCAUUUAAUGGACAGGAUAACAGGUUUACAUAUUCAUUGUACAUAUUGACACUUGAUACAUCUUUUAUAAUAUUCAUACGUGGUUGAUAGUAAGGGAAGGGAUCACCUUACAACCAGGCAGGAAUAGUGCACUCAUGUGCAACUAGUCUGCUCCUUUGCUUUUCUGUAUAUUUAUACAUGUGUAUUAAAACCAGAAAGCACCAGGUUCAGGUAGUUCAACUUGUAAUAACUACAUUUAAUGAUCAUGAACGCUUUAUAACUGACAGUAUCGAUGUUAUUAUAAGGCAUGGUAGGUCCACACCUCAAGGGUUCAAACAUGCUCAGGUAUACUCUCUCUUGGCCACAGGGCCAGUCUAGCUGCAGACCAUCCAUUUUCCUACAUUAGUUUUAAUUUUUAUUGAACAAAGGCCCAUGACGAGAAGUGGAGAAUGCAGCAAUAUUUUCCUUUCCUUCUGGUUCUAAACACAGAAACGUGUGUCUUCUUCCCAUUACCAUCAUGUAUCCCAGUCCCUCCUGAUCGCCUCCUCAUUUUAUGAGCUCUUAACCCUCCUCUUAUUCCAUGCCAUCAUACCAACUUUACCACCCCAAACGUUCUUACCCCACCACCCCGUCCAGGAAAUGUGUCUUCUUCACAGACCAUCAUGUAUCCUAUUCCCUUCUCAUCUUCUCUUAUUCUUCCUUUCCUUCCCAUACCAUCCCCUCAGCAUUUCAUGAGCUCUUAACCCUCCCCCCUCCUAUCCCAUACCAUCAUACAAACUUUACAAUCCCCAACCUUCUGCACCUCCACCCAUGCCAUCCAUGAAAUAGACAAAGAUAAUACGAAGAAUGUGGAUUAAAUUUACCUGCCAAAAUGGAAUAUCCACCAACAUUGUCUUCAAGGCAGAUGAUAAUCUACUGUCUAAGGAAAUGCAUUAUUACAUAGCAUGCCACACAUAUUUGUAUCAACCUGUAGAAACUUUGUCUGCAAGCUACACUAGAGGAGGUAAAACUAUAAAAAUAGGUUAAUUUGUCUCCUCAAUUACAAGGGGCAUAUCUCCUAUUAUGCUUAUACUUCUUAUAAGCACUGCAAAAAUGUUUCAUGUGAAUUAAUUUGAAAACAAAUGUCCGAGAGAAAUAAGCAUGGCUUUUGGCCACAAAAGGUCCAAGGAGUUUGUUUACUAAAUAGUGAAUUGAACUUCAUUGACCACAAGGUCGCAAAAUUUAGGGUCAAAUUAUUUGAACUGGAAAAAAUAAUUUCCAUAUUGGACCAGGAGGAGAUAUACUUGAAUAACGAAAAUAUGGAGAAAGUGGGCUAGAUACAUUGCUAAGGAUGGGAGAUGAGAAAGUGGGUAUGGCUGUACUAAAACUUGAUCUGGGAGGUUUGACAUCCAUUUGGGUUAGCCAUUAAAUCUGUGUAUUAAUAACGUAGCAUGAUGUGUGUAACAUGCAAAUAUUUUAUGUACUGACAGGAAACAAACUGGCAUGUUUGCCCACCGACAUGCAUCGGCUCCAUAAUCUGAAAGAGAUAAACGUUGAUAGUAAUCCAAUGCUCAAACCUCCACUCCUUGUAUGUGAAGGAAAACGUCUGUAUCCUAUUGGUCGUUACUUACAGGGGUCUGACCUUAGGGAUGGUAAGUAACAAAUCGUAUCACUUCUAAAAGUCUCUCCUAUGUUUCAUGUUUAAUGAUCAUUAAUUCACUGCAUUCUUAAAGGAUCAUAACAAACGCUCAUGUGUGAGAUUUAUACACAACCUAUUUAUAAAAGUUGUGCAAAUUUUUGGUGUCAUAUAAAUGUAUGCAUGUGCACAUACAUCAGUAUUAAUUAAUACUAAUGCAUCUCUCUCCCCAGCUCCCCUCACUUAAUCCUGCCCUGUACCCUAAUCUUCUCUUACUCCCCUUGUGUCUGGCUCCGUAUCUUCCCGCUUUCCUGUUUCUCUUCCCUAUCUCCCACUACCAUGUUUCGUUCCUCAAUAUUCCCUCUCUCCUUGUGUCCCAACCUCUCUCUUGUGUUUUUGUAUCCAAUCAUGUCCACAUAUUACCCCUUUCCUACCUGUGGUUCUGGUAGUGUGACCAGGUGGGAAGAUCUGGAAAUAUGAAUCUGUAAACUUUAUAACCAAUGAGGUCAGGUGGCAUACCAAACUAGUUGCUCACCCUUAUCAACUGGACACAUAAAAAAAUGUUGACAUUAAAAACUGUACUCACAUAUAUAGAAAGUUAAAUUCCAAUGUUUUUGUACAUAGACUAACUUAACUUCCUAACUAUUGAUACAAAUAGAUGUGUGCAUGAUCCCAAAUAAUGAAUGGAUUUUUUCCCCCUUCUUUUAGAGAAAAUCAUGCAAAAGAUGUUUAGUAUAGUGUCCUGUAAUGUUCCCUUAGACGAUUUCAUAUUUUUCUGCAAGAAGCUUCAACUUAAAGAUGAAGAAAUCAAAGUGUUUUCAAAAAACAAGUAAGGAUUUCAUGUUUUAACUCCGUUUUGUCUUUGUGCAUGACAUUAGUGUUGCUUAUCUUCCAAUUUUGGGAGGCACGUAACCAGGAUGGGAGGUGCCUUAGUAGGUAUGGUAUCAACAGCAUUCACAUCCCAACCUGCCCUGCUUGGUUGCCCACAUGCAGAGCACUUUGAGCGUACAUUGUAAUGAGCAGGAUGUUGCGAGUUCAGGCAGUUGAACUUCUAAUAACAUGCUUCCACUGCAAUUUCUGGGGACUUCUUUCUUGUGUCCUCAGAUGUGGGUAAACCAUCCUGGGGAAAAUGGUGGUUUUCCACCGUUGUGAGGUAUGGAAUUGUAAGAUGACAGUAUCGUAGUGACAGAGGCUGCAGUUGAUGAUAGAAAUAGCGUUGUAGUUAUCAUUAGGGGUAUAAAAACGUCCGUAGAUAGAACCCUGCUUACUUACUGGGAGGCUUUUUAGGCACCAACGUAUUAUUGGCCAGUUUAUGAAGUAUAUAUGCUUAGUACUCAUUAGCCUUCUUUUUUGAACAAACGUUAAAAAAAAUAAAUAAAUGGUACAUUAUACUAAUAAACCCAUUUGUUGUUUUAGUAGCAGGUUGCUUUCUUAGUUUAGGUAUAUGGAAAUAGUCUAGUUUACCAGCACCACAUCAAAAGGUGGAUACGUUUACUGUGCUUUGCUUAGUUGCAAUCAUUCCAUUGCCAGUUGAAUGGGAUAACUGCCAAUAUGAGAAUUAUUGGAGUAGAUAGUUUUACAUGAUCAUUCACAUUUUUUGUUGAGUUGAAUCCAAAGACUUAUGUAAAUCCACGUAACAUUGUGUCCAUUUCAGAUCUCUUCAACUCCAGGAAAAAAUCCUUCAGGCUCUGAAUCUCUGGAGAACUCGGAGACAUGCAAAUUCAACACCAGUAGCAAUUAUAGAUCAGCUGAUCAGAGUGCUAAUUAUGUCAGACUUGCUUGACGCCGUACAAAAAGCACAAACUGUGAAAAUAGCAUUAAAGACAGUAAAAUUCUAAAAACAAUUCUGUGUACAUUACUUUGGCAAGAAUGUAGAUAUACAUAAAGUGACAUUCCAC